Messenger RNA from Plasmodium knowlesi strain H, 1332 nucleotides. RefSeq names its product elongation factor 1-alpha, putative. Gene Ontology annotation, biological process: translation; translational elongation. The record is from RefSeq and is a predicted model, not a curated record. The coding region runs from base 1 to 1332 and encodes 443 amino acids. Gene Ontology annotation, molecular function: translation elongation factor activity; GTP binding; GTPase activity. Lineage: Eukaryota; Apicomplexa; Aconoidasida; Haemosporida; Plasmodiidae. The transcript has a single exon.
AUGGGAAAGGAAAAAACACAUAUUAACUUAGUCGUUAUCGGCCAUGUCGAUAGUGGAAAAUCCACGACCACGGGUCACAUUAUUUACAAAUUGGGAGGUAUUGAUAGGAGAACCAUUGAGAAGUUCGAAAAGGAAUCGGCCGAAAUGGGUAAAGGAAGUUUUAAGUACGCAUGGGUGUUGGAUAAACUUAAGGCUGAAAGAGAAAGAGGUAUCACCAUUGAUAUUGCCUUAUGGAAGUUCGAAACCCCCAGGUACUUCUUCACCGUUAUUGAUGCCCCAGGCCACAAGGAUUUCAUUAAAAAUAUGAUUACCGGUACAUCACAGGCUGACGUGGCUCUGUUGGUUGUUCCAGCUGAGGUAGGUGGUUUCGAGGGUGCUUUCUCAAAGGAAGGUCAAACCAAAGAGCAUGCUUUGUUAGCCUUCACCCUUGGUGUGAAACAAAUCGUUGUUGGUGUUAACAAAAUGGACACUGUUAAAUAUUCCGAAGAUAGAUAUGAGGAAAUUAAGAAAGAAGUCAAAGAUUACUUGAAGAAAGUUGGAUACCAAGCUGACAAGGUUGACUUUAUUCCAAUUUCCGGUUUUGAGGGUGAUAACCUCAUUGAGAAAUCUGACAAGACCCCAUGGUAUAAGGGAAGAACUCUAAUUGAAGCUCUUGAUACCAUGGAGCCACCCAAGAGACCAUAUGACAAGCCUUUAAGAAUUCCACUCCAGGGUGUAUACAAAAUCGGUGGUAUUGGUACUGUACCUGUCGGAAGAGUGGAAACAGGUAUAUUGAAGGCUGGUAUGGUCCUCAAUUUCGCACCCUCCGCUGUUGUUUCUGAGUGUAAAUCUGUUGAAAUGCACAAGGAAGUUUUGGAAGAAGCCAGACCUGGUGACAAUAUCGGAUUUAACGUGAAGAACGUUUCCGUUAAGGAAAUCAAGAGAGGAUAUGUUGCUUCCGAUACGAAGAACGAACCAGCCAAGGGAUGCUCCAAGUUUACCGCUCAAGUCAUUAUUUUGAACCACCCUGGAGAAAUCAAGAACGGAUACAGCCCUGUCCUCGAUUGCCACACUGCUCACAUUUCUUGUAAAUUCUUGAACAUUGACUCUAAGAUUGACAAGCGUUCAGGUAAAGUUGUUGAAGAAAAUCCCAAAUCCAUUAAGUCUGGUGAUUCUGCUUUAGUAAGUCUCGAGCCAAAGAAACCUAUGGUUGUUGAGACCUUCACUGAGUACCCACCCUUAGGAAGAUUUGCUAUUCGAGAUAUGAGACAAACCAUUGCUGUCGGUAUUAUUAAAGCAGUGGAAAAGAAAGAGCCUGGUGCCGUGUCUGCCAAAAACCCAGCCAAGAAAUAA